AUGCGCAACAAAAUUAUCUGUUGCUUUUUACCUGGUUUGGUCAAUGACAAGACAAGCGAACGCAUCAGCAAAUUGGAGAAACAACUGACGCUCACCGCUGAAUCCGUGAAGAAGCUUGACGAAACCAUCAGCGCACUUGAGCAGGAACGCACUGAUACGGUGAGUGAGAAGGAUUUGAUAGGCAGGUGA
This is a messenger RNA of Sphaeroforma arctica JP610, 189 nucleotides long. RefSeq lists its product as hypothetical. The transcript has a single exon. The coding region runs from base 1 to 189 and encodes 62 amino acids. Lineage: Eukaryota; Ichthyosporea; Ichthyophonida. The record is from RefSeq and is a predicted model, not a curated record.